This is a messenger RNA of Botrytis deweyae, 870 nucleotides long. RefSeq lists its product as uncharacterized. The transcript has a single exon. Bases 1 to 870 code for a protein of 289 amino acids. The record is from RefSeq and is a predicted model, not a curated record. Lineage: Eukaryota; Fungi; Ascomycota; Leotiomycetes; Helotiales; Sclerotiniaceae.
AUGCCUUGCAAACAUCAGCAAUAUACCGCCACGACACUUUCGGGACCAUUUGUAUUUGCCAGGCCAUACAAAUACGAUACCUCCGGGUUGGUUCAAGCCCUUGAAGACAGCCUCAAUCCAUCUGGAGAUGAAUUCAAAUCGUUACGGGAAGACAUUCUAUACAGAAUCGAAAAUCAUACAGAUCAGACAUUUUUGAGAAAAAUGGACGACGAUAACCCUGAAAGACUAUCCCUCAAAUCAUUGGACUUAAUAUUCGCAAGAUUCAACGCCUAUUUUUUCAAGAAUACUCUUCCGCAAGAUACAAUAAUCUUUCGAAAAGCUAAAAACAACAUAAGUAUCUUACCAGGAUGUUGCGUCUCUUUCAAAGAAGCCUCGUCAUUAGCCGUUCUCGCUGCUGCAACUAGAAUCUUCCACAGUUCUACCCGCGAGAUCGAUCGUAUUGAGCCACCCUGCCUAUUCCUUCCGUCUAAGGGUACUUGCUCUCCCAACAGCAGCCCUGGAGAUGACGUAAGCGCUCUCCUAGAAGCAAUGAUCGAACUCUAUCUGCAAUGGUACAGUUGCUGUAAGCCCAGCUGUCUGGAAAGUAUUACCGCGUGUGGGAAGCUCGGCAGAGGACAAGCAUGGCAGAAGAUCGCCAACCUGUUAGAAAGAUCUGAGAUGAUGAGCGAUAUGCAGACUUUGAUUGGUUCGCAAGUGCGCUUGAGAAGAUAUGAGGAGUUUGUUAGGGAACUGAGCUCGUGGGACAAGCCGAGGAGGUUGAUAUCAUUGGAUUUGUUACGGGAAUUGGGGUUGGUGGCAUGGACUGUGGAUGAUUUUGUGAAUGCUGUGGAGGAGUUAAAUAGAAAGACACUUACUUCCCCAAGGGGAUGA